Messenger RNA from Ruditapes philippinarum (Manila clam), 2772 nucleotides. RefSeq lists its product as uncharacterized. The transcript has 2 exons. Bases 151 to 978 code for a protein of 275 amino acids. The record is from RefSeq and is a predicted model, not a curated record. Lineage: Eukaryota; Metazoa; Mollusca; Bivalvia; Venerida; Veneridae.
GUCAAGGAUGUAUGCGUUAUAAAAAGGACGGCAUCGAAUUUGAUCUGUUUAAACACGCUGUGCUUGGUCUGGAGCAUUUGACAAACAUUCGGAAAAGACGCAUCUAUAACAAGACAAGAAAAGAUAAUUAUAAUCUACAACGCGUUAAUCAUGGAAAUGUCGCCCGUGACAUCGCUUUGGUAUUUACUACUAUGCAUCCAAAUUCUGGGAAUUUGGUCAACAGCAAUACCGGAUGGAAAUAAUACAUUAAAUGGACAGUCUCUUGUUGAAAUGGGCAAUAAAAUCAAGUCGACUGAACUACAAAUGAUUGGAAAAACAAUACUUAACUUGCAAUCUGACAUGAAUAGCACGAUCAGAGCUGAAGUGAUUCAUGAACUUUGUCGGUUACAUAAUUGCACUGAUUGGGGUGUAUGGUCAAAAUGUGAUGUGGCUAUUUUAGGGUUUGGGAGCCGAAACCGUAGCAGGGAGUGUGGAUUUCGAACUGUCCUUUGUGAUAGAGAAGAUUUGCCCAAAAUAGAUUAUGACUUUGAAGUUUGUGAUAGAAAGAUACGUGUAAACAAAAAUUGUUCAGCUGGAUUCACUAAAACCGAGCAUGGGCUCUGUCUUAAAAUGCAUAAAAAUAACGUGUAUCGCCAAACUGCCGAAAAUGUGUGUCGGCGGGAGAAGGGACAUCUCGUCCAAAUAAAUUCAGAAAUUGCAAUGAAUGACAUUGAUAAAUUCAUUGCUGAAAAAUACGGGGAUGGCGGGGGAUGGUGGUGGAUAGACGGUCUAAGGUCAGAGCAAGGUGGUCCAUGGAAAUUCGGAUACGAGACAGAGAAUCAAAAUUUCACAGCCUGGGGAGAUAAGGAGCCAACAAACGGUCCUAAUGACCUUUGCCUCCUUUAUUACCAUAUGGCAUACAAGGGAGGUAAAGCUUGGCGCAUGAAUGAUCACACUUGCAACAAAUACUCUUGGUUUAUAUGCCAGAUUAUUCCUUGAAGCCAUACAUUCUGUCAUAUUGGCUUAUUCAUUAUGUCUUUGUAAAAGAGUCAUGUGCAUAAGAAAUAAAAUUUUCAUAAUUUGACUGACCUUAUAAUCAGAUAUAUUUAGUUAAAGUAUUAACAAGUAACACAAUAAUAUGUAUAAUUGUAUUGUUUGUUUUGUUCCAUUUAUAUAUUUUAAUCAAUACUGAAAUGAUUGAAAGGCUUUACAUGUAUGACAAACUUAAUCGACCGGUUAAAAUAUAUAAUAAUACAAAAUACAGACAUAAAAUAAAAAUGUAUAAUCAUGAAAUUAGUAUCACCGAUUUAUUUUCGAAUCAUGGAACACUUACCUUGUAUGCCGUACAAAAUUUUGCUUAAUAUUUUUAGUAGUAAAGUGUUUUAUUAUGUUUAUACAAAAUUGUAAAGAAUUAUUGGUUAGAAGUCAAAACGAAAACAUUUAUAUUGCCAUUAACAUAAUUAUUAGACUUAAAAAAUGAAUAUAUAAUUAUUUUAUAUAAUUUGAAUAUGUCAAGUCCAUAUUAUUAAUGUAACGAUUUUAUACUUUCAAGUUAAUAUAAUCAACUAUGUAAUAACUUUGUGUUAAAAAACUAUUUUGAUAAUGAACAUUUAUAUGGUAACAACUGUUUUAUAUUUCCUUUUUAAAAGGACCAAAUAAAUCCAUUUUUUUCUGAAAGAAGAACCUAAUUAUUAAUUACUUUUAUCAUGUAAUAUUAUGUCAAUUUUUCUUUGCGUUAAUUUAAACUUAUGAAUACUGUUGUACUAACAUAUUUGUUUGAAUUGUAUCUGUCAAAUUUGACGUCUGAUUGUAUUUUAUAAAUGUAAAGCACGUUUUAACUGUUUUGUUUUUCGAAAAAUAGGAUAUUAACAUACUCUACAACAUUUCAAAUUAUAAUGCAAUUUUGUAUCACAAAAACAAUUUGUUAAGGUUAAUUGAAUUUUGAAUAAUUUGAUGUAAAGGUCAAAAAAUAUUAUUGCAGAUUUUUAUAUGAUUUGCUGCAUUUUGAAUAAUUUGAUGUUGAAGAAUAUCUUUGCGUGUUGGACGAAUGUUUUUAAAUAAACAUUUUCGCAACCGACAAAUUGAUCUACUAGAUAUACACUUCUGCCAAUGAUAUUAUAAGGAUAGGAUUAAAUGAUAGUUAAAUUUUCUUCGGAACGUUUUUAGAAACUUUCAUAAAUAUCACCAACACCUAUGAAGAGGGGUGAAAGUUUCUGUUUUUAACACUAUUCGAAAUUUUUAUCAAAUAUUAAAGAGAAAAAUGACAAGUUUCUUAAGUUUAGAAAACUAAAUUCCUUAAGACACGCCGAAUGUCAAUAUUCAAAAUUUACAGGCUCGGUUUAUUUGAGCCUGUAUAUUGAUGGUACUAGUGCAAUUUACCAUAAUAUCCUCCCAUUACACCGACUAAACCACUUUCAAUUGUUAUCGAACCAUACAACAAUUGCAGAUGCAUGACGUUUCUUACUUGUUUUUUAAGUUAUCACUUCAUCUAAAUCUAUAAAGGUUUGAAUAAAAUUAAAGUAAUAUAAUGUAAGACUUCUGUUUUAAGCCGUGUCUCACUAAAAGAUCAUUUCUUGAAGACAUGUUGUUCUAAAUUAUCUUCAAUGAUUCUUUUUAGAACUUUGAGAAAUUGGCGUAGAUAUUGAUAGAUUUCAUAACAGGUACUUUUCUGCAUAUCCUUCGUGACUAAAAGAUGGUAUUAAAAUGAAUAAUACGUUUAACAUUAAAUGAAGAUCUGUAAUUAACAAACCUUGAUCAGAUUAAUCGAAAAGAUAAGAUCAAUUAUAUUUCGUU